Aspergillus mulundensis is the source of this 1002-nucleotide messenger RNA. RefSeq lists its product as uncharacterized. NCBI's taxonomy places the organism in Eukaryota, Fungi, Ascomycota, Eurotiomycetes, Eurotiales, Aspergillaceae. The coding region runs from base 1 to 1002 and encodes 333 amino acids. The transcript has a single exon. The record is from RefSeq and is a predicted model, not a curated record.
AUGUCGAACCUAUUCCAGACAAAAUCACGCCUCGCAACCACUGUCUCCAUCCUCGCCCUGGGCGGCACAAUAGCACUCUACCUCAGCAAGCAGCAUCUCGACCGCUUAUGUCCCCGUGUGCCAGUCACCAAACUACCAAAGUCAAGCGCAUGUCGGAAUCUCAUUGAGUCGGACGAACCGGCACCAGCAUCUCCAUGGGGAACGGGAAAGUCGGUUGUCCUGUCGUCGUGGCCGGGCGCGAGCGCAAGUGGGUCUGCCCAUGGGGACGGAAACACCUCCAGCAAAAGCAAAACGCACUGGGUGACUUCAUUUGUGGCGCUGCAGGUUGAUGUUCCGGUUGAGCAGCUUGAGAGGUAUGGGUUCUGUACCAAAGGAGAAGAUGGGCAGGGCAGGGGAGCAAACGAAGAUGACGAUGCUUAUGGUCUGUCGCGGAAUCUUCUCGGUGCAUUCUUGGAUGCUCGAGCCAAGGGGGUGGAGGCGUUCUUUCUAGAUAGGAAUGUGCCGCCACUGUCCUUUACGCCCGGCAGCUUGCUCUUCGGACGGGGGAGUAGUAUGGGUGCGUUCACGCUGGGGAGCUGGAGCUCGUCGCGGAAACUACCUCUGCAGCCACCAAUCUUGCCCGCCGAAACAGCUCAUCCAGUCUCUGAGUUCCUUUCCAACGAAGAAGCUUUAUCGGUCAAUGAAGAGUGGGUAACGGACGCGGGCGGAACACUGCUCUAUUGGAGAUUUCCGCACAGUCUGGUGAACGCCGUCAACAAAGCCGCUUCAUACGGCCUGCCCUGGCGAUUAAUGGAUGGUGGAUUCCAGGAGUUUAUCGUAGAACGGAUAUCGGAUGAGACGGCUAGGAUCACGUAUGUCACUGUUGAGUGUGGUGAUAUGUAUCCUGGAGGCCAAACGAAAAGAGAUUGGAAGAAAUUGCCGUGGCUCGUGUAUGAGCUUCAUGUUGUCUAUGCACAGGUUUUGUUGUGGAAGACUUUGAGAACGCUGGAGCAGAACCAAUGA